AUGUCGCUCACUUGUGCUGGUAUUGGCUCGCCAAUCGUGGCGUAUCUUGGUCCGAUCGCAUCGUAUUCGCAGCAGGCUGCGCUACAAGCAUUUGGCGAAGAUGUUUGGCAACUAAAACCUGUCGAUACUAUCCAAGAUAUCUUUGUCGAAGUGCAGAGCCAAUGCGCAACUUGGGGUGUUGUUCCCCUUGAGAAUUCUGCCAAUGGAGCCGUCGACUUGACCCUGAAUGGCCUUGCAGACUAUAAUCGAAGCUACGUCAACAUACAAGUCGGUGGUGAUACCUAUGUACCGGUGAACCACUAUCUACUCGGCCAUGACAGUCCCACUGUUCCGUCGGCCACAAGCCAGUCCUCAAAAGCUCAAGAACUACCGAUUGAUAGCUUCCAACACAUCCAAAAGGUUUAUUCGCACCCUCAAGCGCUGGGCCAAUGCAGCAAGUUUCUCGACAAAUAUCUAAAGAACGCCCAGCGCUUGGAGGUGAGCUCGACGAGUAAAGCUGCUGCAAUUGUCAGUAACGAUACAACCGGCAAGGUUGCCGCCAUUUCGAGUGAGCUAGCAAGCAAAGCCUUCAAGCUCGACGUGCUAGCCAAGUCGAUUCAAGAUCAAGAUGACAACACAACACGCUUCCUCAUAAUCAGUCGCAACGACACCUUGCCAGCAAAGUCCCCAACGCAGUUCAACGCGGAUUGCCAAUGCUCUGGCGGGCGGAAAACGUAUAAAGGAUUUCUUUCUUUCACUGUUUCUCGCGAAUCCUCACGUGCGCUGACGCAAGGGCUGUCUGCUUUUGCAGACUCGGAUAUCAGCAUCAUCGGAAUUCACAGCCGGCCAGGUAGAGUGUUGCCUUUUCAGUACAUAUAUUUGGUGGAAUUCGAGGUCAGAAACUCAGGAAACGGCGACAGAAGGAUUGGUGCGUUGAUGGAGAGGAUUGGCUCAGUUACUCAAGAUCACAGAUGGCUCGGAGGCUGGCAAGCCUGCCAUGAAAGUACUGGAGACAGCCACUAG
Beauveria bassiana ARSEF 2860 is the source of this 1002-nucleotide messenger RNA. Its product is annotated as prephenate dehydratase. The transcript has 3 exons. Gene Ontology annotation, biological process: L-phenylalanine biosynthetic process. Bases 1 to 1002 code for a protein of 333 amino acids. Gene Ontology annotation, cellular component: cytoplasm. The record is from RefSeq and is a predicted model, not a curated record. Lineage: Eukaryota; Fungi; Ascomycota; Sordariomycetes; Hypocreales; Cordycipitaceae. Gene Ontology annotation, molecular function: prephenate dehydratase activity; chorismate mutase activity.